Messenger RNA from Aquila chrysaetos chrysaetos, 1615 nucleotides. RefSeq names its product transcription factor 23 (gene TCF23). Bases 841 to 1452 code for a protein of 203 amino acids. The record is from RefSeq and is a predicted model, not a curated record. Gene Ontology annotation, molecular function: RNA polymerase II transcription regulatory region sequence-specific DNA binding; DNA-binding transcription factor activity, RNA polymerase II-specific; protein dimerization activity. Gene Ontology annotation, biological process: developmental process; regulation of transcription by RNA polymerase II. The transcript has 3 exons. NCBI's taxonomy places the organism in Eukaryota, Metazoa, Chordata, Aves, Accipitriformes, Accipitridae.
GUCUGCGCGCCGCGGUCCCUCGGGGGCCGGGGGGUCCCGCUGUCCCCGCUCAGCCCCAACCCCGCCACCCCCACCCACAGAGCUGUAUGGGGAGGGGGCGGCCUGGGCCCCCGUGGGCCCCCCCAGCCCUGUGUCGUCCCCCCCCCCCGGCUGCCUCACUGUGCCUCCCCCAUCCCAGCCUUGACCUGGCUGUGCCCCUCCCGUGCUGGCCCCCCCGGGGGUCCUCACCCUGCUGUCCAGCGGGGGAUGUGGGUGCUGGGGUGCUCCAGGCUCCAGCUGUGCCGGGGCUGGAGUCAGGGGGGUUGGGGGUGGCACAGCCCCCAGAGGACCCCCUCAGCCCGUGCUGGGUGGCAGCGGGUGCGGGACCCCCCCCCCAGGGGUGGGCCCAUGGCCGCAGGCAGCUGCCUGCCCCCCCCCCACCAGCACCGGGCUCCCGUCCCACUGGUGGGGCCUCGAGCGCGUGGACUGCAUGUGGGGCCAGGGCGCGGUGUGACCCCACGUGGGUGCCCUGCCCGGCACAUGGCCUGUGCCCGUGGUGUCCCGCGCAGGGCUCGGUGGCUCCCGCGGCGCUGGGGCCAGGCCGUGGGGUGAGCAGGACGUCUGUGGGCGGCCGCGGGCCGGGGGAGGCUCUGGCUGGGACAGCCCGUAUCCUCCUGCUCAUCCCACGGUGCCAAGGAGGGGGAGGCGAGACGCCCGCCCAGACGAGGCCGUGGGCCGUGCCGUGCCGGGAGGCGGCGGGGGGACGUACCGGCGCUCCCCGGGUCGCCCCGACCCACCAGCACUCCGUGGGACCGAGGUGCAGGCAGGAGCGCGAGCAGGAGCUGCCCAGCGGGGCCUGGCAUGGCUGAGAGUGUGGGGGCAGGCGACGGCGGGGGAUGUGGAGCGGGGCCGGCCGCCACGUACGGCUGCUCUCCGGCCACCACCGCCUCCGGCUCCCGGGGGAGGAGAGGUGCCUGCAGCCCUGCACGAGCUGCCCGGCGCUGCCGGGAAGUGGGCACAGGCAGGACCCCAGGGCCCUCGUCUGCCAACUUGGGGAGCCCCCCGGCAGCAGGACAGGGUCCCCCCGGUCCGCCAUGCCCCCAAAAUGCGGCACGGGAGCGGAGCCGGGUGCGGGCGCUACGCCGGGCCUUCCUGUCGCUGCAGGCAGCCCUGCCUGCCGUGCCCCCCGGCACCAAGCUCUCCAAGCUGGACAUCCUCGUCCUGGCCACCAGCUACAUCGCCCACCUCAGCCACGCGCUGGGCCGCGGGCCCCCCCCGCCCACACCCUCCUGCCCACUCCACGGACACCCGCUCCUGCACCCCCUGAAGAAGUGGCCGAUGCGCUCCCGCCUCUACGUCGGCCCCUGGGGGGGACCUGGUCCUGACCCCCCCGGGGCACCCACCGUCACCGGCAGCCACGAGCACACAGGCCUGGGGGACAGCAGGCUGGAAACAGGCGAUGGCCCCCCCUGACAACCGGGGCACCCACAGCCACGGGAGCCCCCACGUCUGCUCUCUCCCCACAGUGUGGGGAGGCCAUGCCCCAGGGUGGGGAUGGGAGCAGCAGCCAGGAUGGGGGGGGGGCCGGUGCCAAUGGGAUCUGCACCCCGAUCCUGCACGGGGGUCCGCAAGUUCC